Molecule: messenger RNA, 5216 nt
Organism: Schistocerca piceifrons (Central American locust)
Lineage: Eukaryota; Metazoa; Arthropoda; Insecta; Orthoptera; Acrididae
Product: AF4/FMR2 family member lilli-like
Exons: 11
Coding region: 159-2549 (796 amino acids)
Molecular function (GO): protein binding
Source: RefSeq, a predicted model, not a curated record
GAGGCGUGCAUAAGGUGGUGUGGGUAGUUUGGCUGCAAACGUCAGUAUGGUGUGAAGUGCUCGUGACAGCUACAGAAAUAUCUGUUGAUAGUGUGUGUGGUUGCAGUGUAGAUGCGACGUGGUCUGUCUUGAUGCCUUUUUAAAAAGUUAGAUUCGUUAUGAACUCGCCAAAGCUGGCCGACAAAAUUCCGAGAGCUCAGGCGAAGCGAUCAAAGCAACAGUCAUCGCAGAUCGAGCAUAGUGAAGGGGAGGCAGAAUUGUCACCGGACGAAUCCUACGCGGCUGCUUUACCAGAUUCGCAGAUCCUGGAGCGCGUCAAGCCCGACCGCGUCACCGCCAGCAAGCCCGAGGAGGACCGCAGGCGCCGCACCAUCAUCGUCGAGAAGAAGAACGGCUCCUUCGGCUUCACGCUGCAGAGCUAUGGAAUACACUACAAGAAGGAACAAGAAAUUGAAAUGAUCACAUAUGUUGAUUAUGUUGAUUUUGAUGGCGCUGCCUUUCGAGCUGGUAUGCGAGAAGGAGAUGUCAUUCUCUCAAUCAAUGGGCAUGAUAUGGAAAAAGCAGACCAUAAGACACUUGUUAAUUUCAUUAAAAACUGUGAUUCAAGGAUGCGGAUGGUGGUGCUAUUUGAAGACUGUGUCCGAAAAGUGGAACUUCAUAUGCGAUACAUCCAGCUGCAGCGUGUCCUACAGGGAAAAAUGGCAGAACUUGAGAGACUGUGCUUGCGAGAGCGAGAACUCUUACAGGGCAAAUGGAAGACACACAGCCUCCCUGCAAGAAAGAAAGCUAGUGCAUCUGGAUCUGGUGAUGCUACCACACCGACACAAACUGAAGGUUCAGAAUUUGGAUACUGUCGACCAACAGUGUCAACUGAAGAUGUGGCAAGGGUGCAGCAGCAGCCACAGACACAACAACUCAUGAUGGCAUAUCAGUACUUGGAUCCCCGUUACCGAGCUUACAUGCUACAGCAGCCAUCAACAAGUAGUAGCGGGGAAUACCUUGUGAGCUGGCCUGGUCCUGUGCCUAGUCCACAUCAACGUUCCAUUUCUGGACACCACCACAACCACAGUCAUCAUCAUCACCAUCACCACCAUCAUCAUCAGUCACAUCAUCACCAUAAGACAUCAGACCAAUUGCCAGUCAGGCAUGGUUCAUCAAAAGGUUACCAUCAGACAAAUGGUGUGGCUGCAGCUGGACCAGGUGGCAGCACCAAAGCAUCGAAGUCAUCAAGCAAAGGUCAGGAACAGCAGCAGCAGCAGCAGCAACAACAACAACAACAACAACAGCAACAGCAACAACAACAGCAACAGCAGCAGCAACAACAACAUCAACAGCAGCAGCAGCAACAGGCUCAACAACAGACUCAUCAUUCAUCCCAUCAUCUGUGUAAUCCAUGCAUGCAAGCAAGCAACCAGGAUAGCUCAAGUCUUGAAGCUUAUGAUCUUGCCAGCCCUUGCUGUGAUCCUCACUGUGUGCCAUCAUCAAGAAGAAGAUCUCGGCAUCACAAAGAGCAUAGAAACAAUGGGCAUAGCAGUAAGAGCAGUUCAAAGUCUGUUCCUGAGUCUAAAGGGUGGAAAGAAAAAACUGGGCGUUCCGGCUCACAGCCAGCUCCUGUGACAACUACAGUUACCCAACCACAACGUUCACAUCGCUAUUUCAACUUUGGUGCUGGUCUGGUCAGCCAGUGCAGCCUACACUCAUGUACAUCAAGUGAAAUCAGUUGUACAGUGCCUGGUGCUACUGGUGGUGAGAGCAGUGCAGCGUCAUAUACCACAUCUCUAAGUACAGAUACGCUCUACUGGGAUCCCCCAACACAAGAGCAGCAGGGAACAUCAAGCCGAAAUCACUCAACCAAAACAGCAUCUGGUAAGCAAGGAACAUCUAACUCUUAUCACCAUCACCAUCACCAUCAUCAUCAUCAUCCAUCAAGUUCACAGCAACAAGACUCUAACUUUUCGUCUUAUAAUCCAGCAAAACCUGCCAAAUCUUGGGACAACCUAACAACAAAAGCCUUUGGUGGAUAUGGCUUUGGUUAUGGUUACCUAGACACUACAUCUGUGAAGAGUAGUGGGAAAGGCCACAGCAGGACCCAGAGCACCAAGGCAGGUGGCUCAUCACAGCAGGGCCGCAGUGGAGACCGGCGAGCACAAGGGAUGACACAGACUUCUUACGGCCACGACAGCCAACACCACAACCAUCACAGCCACCAUCAUAGAUAUGUGCAGCCCACUAAGUCUACGGAGAGUCUUCUCUUGCUUCCCAAAUAUGCAGGAGACCCCACAUUGUCCGACUCGAGCUUGAGCUGUGAUUGUCUAGAUGUGACAUCACCAGUGAAUGAUGGAAGCGGUGCAUGCUUUUUCCCUAGUUCGUCACCUAGUACAACACCUACUGCAGCAGUGGAACAAGGAGCAGCAUAUCAACAUCAGCAGCAGCAGCAACAACAACAACAGCUACAGAACAGUGUCUAUCAACAACAACAAAACAAAGCCAGCCAGACUGACAAUCAGCGAGCUCCACAGGAGAACAUGGCAGAAAUCACACACCUAUGACAAAAAGUUAACAGCCAGACUGAGGUCUAAAGGCUGUUUUGAAAAAAAACUGGGAUUGACCCUUAUUUUAAAUGAAAAGAAACAUUUCAGUGGACUUGAGAAACUUUUUGAAUGAGAUUCAAAACAAGUUAACUGUCUGAGUGUGUAAUCUAUUAUACGCAGCCAAAAGGACAAUGUGCUAUCUCAUAGUUCUGCUUACAAUACAUUACUAUUUAUUAUGUCCCUCCAUUGUUUGUAUAUUCAUGUAGAAAAGGGGCAAUAUCUACAUGAGCCAUGUGUUUGAAACAAAUGUUUCUCUCACAUACCAGCUUAUCUCUUUUUGUAACAAUGCUAGUCAUAUAUGAAACAGUUCACAAAGCAGGAUUUGUGUAUAGGUAAUGGGAUGUAAAAAUAGACAUGAGGCUCUCCAGUCAUGGAGCACUCUAUAUUCAUUUUUAUUUGUGUUGAGCUAAUUCAUUUUUAUGUGAAUUUAUUAAACAAAGAACAAAGGAAGAGGUACAUUCUUGUCAGAUUUUAUGAUGUACUGUUAACUGAAAUAAUGUUUGUAAAGCACUGUACUUGGAACAUAGGUAGACUAACUUCAAAUCUGGUGUUAACCCAGUUCAUUUGGAAAUACAAAGACUGUUUGGUGCCUUCAAAGAUGAUCUGUACUGUACUUAAGCAAAGGUCAGCUUAUUUGCAUCAGCUGUAAAAAGCUGAGGAAACAAAGUUGAGUUCUUUCUCCAACUAGUUCUCUACGGCAUCAUCAAAACAUAUUUUAAGCACAUUGGACACUGUGAUCUGCACCUUUACGUCUGGCAACUAGCAUGAAACUAAUCUGAUCAUUAGAUAUUUUCAGGAUGUCUAAAAUGUAUUGGCUUAUUUCCUUGUCUUCUGUGUGUCCUCAGCCAGAAUAAUACAGAGCAGCCCAAUUAUAGGAAUAAAUUAAAGCUACAGUUUUCUGAAGUUUACAACAUACUUCACAAAUUUAUGUGCAAAAGCUUUUAUAUCAUCAUUUUCCUAUAAGACAGCUAAAUAACAGAACAUGUUCGAUAAGUGAGUGCAAAUAAAUGCCCUAAAUGAAAGGAAAAUAAUAAAGGCACAGAAAGAUGCUGUGCAUGUUUAUGGAUGAGAAUGUGCUUCACUAUCUCAGUGAGAUAUUGAGAAUACUGUAUCUCAUUCAGACAGAUAGAAAAGAAAGUUCAGUUUGCGAAUAAAACCCAAAUUUUGUUUUUCGCAGUAAACAGAAAAUGUCAUCAUGAGCAUUCAGCUACACCUAAAACAGAUUUUCAUUAAUGUGCAUAGCAAACAAUUUCAUGUUUUUCAUAUUAAAAAUUUCCAAAACUCCACUUCCUGGUAUUUAAUUCUGCUCCAGUUGAUACUCGCAAACUGAAACUUCAUCAGUACAGCAAAAUGCCUAUAGUUAAUCUGGCCAUAAUUCAGAAGAAAAUAGGACUCACUCUUGUACUCACUUUACAUUUCCAUCUUUAUUGAUGAGUCUUCUAUAAACGUUUCCUAUAAAUGUUAGACUGUUAAAAUGUCAUGUUCAAUUGUACUUUUAAGUCAGUUAAAAUGCUAUAGCAAACAGUACUUAAGAUUUACCAUUAACAAGAUCCCUGCCGGUGUGUUCUUUAAUGGGGAAGGCAAUUUGCUUGUGCGUUUUCCCAGUGUGCAUACUUUUUUCUUUGCAGCAAGUGAUACUUAUGAAGAAUGAUUCAAAAUUCAUAAUAAUGUUGACUUGUUGACUCAUUACAAAGUUAAUUUAGACUAUUUUUUAAGCAUUAGGAUGCUUAUUGUUUUCCAUACAAACAAAAGCUGUGACAGACAUACAGAGCCAUUAGGCAAGUGAUACUCAAGCAUCGAAAAAAGUAGUAAUCUUUCAAAUUGUACAUAAACAAUAAAAAGUUGUCAGUGUAAUAAAGACAAGUGGUGGACCAGUAGUAGAAAAUUAUGUUGUUUUUGAUGUAAUUAGAGCAAGACUUCAUUAUAGUAAUUAAAAUUAUUGUGUAACUACAUGAAAAUUGCUUGUAGCACUCAACAGAAGGAGAAUACUAAACUAUAUAGUCUGAAUGGAUGAAUGAAUGUUCCUUUUCUGUAAGAUGUGAUAAAAAAAUCCAAAGUUUGAGGUGUGUCUCUACCAAAGAUUUAGACUGAUUGAAUAGGCAGCAUUCUUCAGUGCUAAUGGUCAUAUCUGUGAUCACAUUCAUUUAUUAAAUGCUAUUCCUCAGUACAAUAUUACUUAGUCAAAUUAACAAUGAACAUUUUUGCAUUGUUUUUCAAAUGCCUGAAAGUGUGUAUGUAUGUGUGUGUGUGUGUGUGUGUGUGUGUGUGUGUGUGUGUGUGUGUGUGUCUAAAAGAAACUUGUACACUUUCUUUUUUAAUGUUGAUGUAUAUUUUACAUCAUCAUAUGCUGAUCCAAAGAAAAGUGAACAAGUGAUUCAGGAAGUCAUAUAAUGUAUGGGAAUAACUGCAUUCUCAUCAAAAUAUUCUAGCAAAUAAGUAAUCUUUAAUCCUACAUUUACAGUACAGUAUUUAAUUGUGGGAGUUAUUUAAAUGCUGUAAAUAAUCUUGUAUAUAAUGUUUAAUAUUAAGAACAAAUGAUAAAGGAAACCAAUAAUCUGAGUAUGAAAUUAUUAUGUGUAAACUUUUUCUGAAAAUAAUAAAAUUUCAUCACAUACAACUGUAAAA